Molecule: messenger RNA, 4297 nt
Organism: Strigops habroptila (Kakapo)
Lineage: Eukaryota; Metazoa; Chordata; Aves; Psittaciformes; Psittacidae
Gene: C4H11orf16
Product: chromosome 4 C11orf16 homolog
Exons: 8
Coding region: 128-1720 (530 amino acids)
Source: RefSeq, a predicted model, not a curated record
ACUGCUUCCUGCGUCCAACAGGCAAAAGGGCAAGAUUUCUGCAUUGGAACUAAAUCCAAAUCAGCCAGACAUAGUGUUAUCAAUAGCUGAUCAGGACUGAGUCCUGCAGGCAGCUGCUUUUGCAAGAAUGGCUGGCUUGGAAGCAUUCCUGCCUACAGGUCACAGGUAUUGCAGUGCGAUGCCAGCUCUGGACAAGUUCUCAUGCUCCAGCGUUGUGCCUAUUGUCAGCCCCUGCUGCAGGAGCUCUUCUGUAGUGCAUCCCACCUGGAUCACUGAGCUCCUCACCCCCCAGAGGUGCCAAUGGAUUACCCACUACCCCUCCUCCCCUGAGCCAGCAUGGAAGAGGCUGAGUGCAUCGGGGAGAUCAGUGGCUUUAGACAGCAACAUCCCUGUGUUAGUGAGAGGAGAACAAGAUGGAUUUUACUACCGUGGUACAGUAAAAGAGGAGAUAAAGAAUGAAAGAGGCAUGUUCCUGGUAGAGUUCGCCAAACCACUUGCGUCACGUGGAAGGCAUCCAGUGUGUGUACAAAAAACAGCAAAGGAUGACAUAAUAGAAUACGUGAACGGGAUGAAGCACUCCUUACUCCCUGGAGACAAAGUGCUGGCACCCUGGGAGCCAAAUAUGGCCAGGUAUGGCCCUGGAACUGUCCUCAUGGGCAUUGAGACAAGGGACCCCUUACGAGCCUCAGAAGAUGAAGAAAUUAUGGUCCACUUCUGGAAUGACAAGAAAGUCAAACUCCCGCGAGGUGUGGCUCUGUGGAUCCCUCCUAGCCUGUGGGAAAGGAUUGUAGAGAUGAUCCACAUGCCCUUCACCAGCAGGGUGAAGCCCAGAGAAAUUCCAGACACUAACUGUUGUAUUAUUUCCCACAGUCCUAAAAUGGCCCUGAUUCCUGUUUGUGCUGUACAUAGCCUUGCCAAGCACCGCUUGCUCUGCUUACGCUGCUGGCCACGUUUCCACUAUCACUGUGAUUGUAUAAGCUGUUUGUCAGCAUAUGUAGGGUGCAUCUGCUGCUGCCAUCCCCGUGUCAGCGCCUGGUGGCCUCUUCCAUCCAGGCGUCUGGUAUUUCAAAGCGAAACAGAAGAGGUAGAUUCCAGCGGUGAGCCCUCUCCAUGCCUUCUAGAACCAAAAAGCCCCAAACCAGAAGCAGCAGCAGUUGUGGCACCAUCUUCUCCCUCUUCUGAUUCAGAGUGGGACCUGGAGCCAUUCCCUGCUAAGAGUACCAUGGUGGACAGUGCUGUUAACACAGGCUCCAGUUGUCUUGAGAAGCCCAGGCUAAAGGAUUCUGCAAGACCUGAGUGGAAAUACUGGAAAAGAAGCCACCACAAGUCCCAUCCCAGUAAUUCAGGACUCGUCAAUCGCAGCAGCACAUGUACGAAGGGCAAGCUGGAACCCAAAGCCAUCUCUACUGGGGACACAUUCAGUGUUGCCUCGACUAAUCGUAGUGCAAUGUUUGAAACCAUCGAGCAGUCUCCCAGAGGGCAACUCACAAUGAAAGAAAUCUUAAGAGACCAAGAUUUCAAGCUGUCAUUGGGGGAAGAAGGUUUUGCGCCAUCAGAAAAACAAAGAUAUAAAACAGCAAGAAAGGAAACAGAGUCAGAUGAUAAACAUAAAGCAACUUGCAUACGAGACGACAAACUUGAUGAUACAGACCAUGUCAGAAGAGGACAGACAGAAAAAUCAGUAAAGAGCUCACUUGCAACAAAACAGAGAGAGACAUGAUCAACCAGAAUUCAAUAAAUGUACAAUUGAUGAAGUUUGGGAGCUGAAAUUUCAGGUUGUCAUAGAGCUAUAAUACUUCUGGACAACAACAGAAACAGAGAAUAUUAUGUGGAGAAGCAUCAAAGCCAUGCUCACAACUACUGCAGAUUUACAAAUGAAAGUGGAACUGCACAGCUACUGACAUUCUGUAUUAAUUGGCUGGUUUGUCCUUGUGUGAGGAUGAAAAUAAUGCCUGGAUGUCCACAGGACAUCUGCCUUCUCGUACAAAACUGUCAGCCCUGAUUUUGGAUGCCUGUCUCCCAACACAAUACACAGGGACUCUCUGAAACCUCAGAACUGAAUUCAUUAAAAUACCAGAAGGAAUGCUCAGAAACAUCUACCUGAUCAGGCUCUUUAAGAAAAGCUCUGGUGGAAGAAGGCAUACAUUACGGGUCUUUAAUAUUAUGUAUAUGCAACUUAGGUUCCUUGCAUAGGUGCCUAGCCAGUGAAGACUGGUUUUGCAGGGCGCAUGCAGGAGCAGUACUCCACAAGCAAAACAAGUUAAUACUGAAACAGUGCAUUGGUAAAGAAGCUAAAGUGUCUUCAAGGCUGGUACCAGUAGCAUAGCGGUUUUGUGGCUUGUAUUUAAGUCCAGAGCAGCCUGUUUCUGGCUCCACAGUAAAGGUACUUGAAUCUUCCCUACUGCAAAUUAAAUAUCUGAGUACAGCUCUGCUGCCAUCUGUUGUCACCAGAGAACUACUCCCAGGGUUACUUUUUUUGAUCACAGGGACCAAAAAGUUCGAAAAUAUCUAUUUCAUUUCACUUAUAUUUUCCUUGUCUCUGACUGUCAAUACUAAAUUUAACAAAAAUAAGGCAAAUAGCUAUUCUUAUUUCCAAAUCCACUCCCGAGAUUCAUUCUUUGAUGUUAUGCACACAUCAAUAGAUUUGGUUGCUUGUAUUGUAGUUUACCGUGAAGCUGUGUCCCAAAACACAUCAAUACUCUGACCUAUUGCAUAACGCUUCACAGAGCAUUUCUAUAUCACAGGAAGUGAGCUGGAUUCUUUUACAUGAUGUCACACAGCAAAGAAAUUUAUUCAAACUUUUGGUAAGAAGUGUGGGUAAACUUUGAUCCCUUAGUAACUCUUAAGCAACUCAAAUCACACAUUUAAGCGUUUGCAUUUAAGUGCUUAAAUGGUUAUAUUCAGCUGUGGUUUUUAUUUGCACUUUGUUAACUUUACCCAUGAACUUGUGGAUCUGAGAAUUCCCUUCUCCCCCUCUUUACAGCUCUUCUCCACAGAAGAUGCCCGAAACAGUACCGUCUUGGCUGAUGCAUAGAUACAGUAGUCAUCCACUGCUUGUUCUACUUCUAACAGGGCAUAGGAUAAGUCUCUAUAUACUGUUACAUUUUUGUUUCAUCUUGUGUAAAACUGUUCUGCCCCAAUUGUUUUAGGAUUAACUGGUUACUGAGUAUUUAGUGCUUUGAAAUUAUAAAGUAGUUGCUUAAGAGCUAAUAGUUUUGGUGUUGAACUACUGUUUUCUCUAAUUCAAUUGAAGGCUUAGCCUCUGUUAUUAACUCUGCAGACAAUGAGGUCUCUGCUGCAUUAUGAUAACAGAUCCCAAAGGGCAUAGUCAAUGAUGAUGGAGUUUUCAGAGACUUUAAUGCACUAGCUGGGCUGCAGGGCUGCAUUCACAAGGACAAGCUGGGAGAGACAAGCCCCCAGUCCAUCUGCCCGGAAGAGUUAUGACAUCCGGCAGGCAGAGACAACAUGAAAGCAGUGGUACUGUGCAUCUGCAUGCCAUACCUCUUGUUUCUACUGUGGUUAAGUUUCUACUUAUCACAAACAAAUACAGCGCUGCUCAGAAUGGAGCCUGCAUUCAUUAUCCAAUAGAAACAUCCCAACCUGAGUUUGCUUAAACAAUACAGGGGAGGUUAACGUUAAGUUCAGAGCAAAUGUGUGACAUGAAGCAAUGUCUUUGCUCGGGAUUCAAACUCUCCUGUACUUCUGCCACCCAGAACGCACUGGCUCUAUUAGCCAGCAUGAAGGGUUCACAUUGGCGCGAUGAAAACAAAGGGUUACCCUGUGUAAAGCAACUCUACUGCACAGGUGCAGAGGUCCCUGGCAGCACUGGAAACAACUCUCUACGCUGUGACACAGCCCUGCAAUGGCUGACACAAUGUAACCUGCGAUGUCUCUUUAACCGUAUUGCCUUGGCACCAAGAAGUGGAGAAACGUUCUGCUACAAUCCACCAGUCUACUGGUGCUAUGGAAAAUGCCGAUAGUGGUGGUUAUUAACUAAGCUGGUACCAGUCAGUCGGGAUAACCCUGCUGAAACCUACCAUGCCAUCUACCACAUGAUGGUGAGCGCCCCACAUUUCUUCACUGUCACAGGCUCACUGGCUAAGCUCUUGCCAUGCAGUGAGCAAAACCGAAGUCUAAUUUUUGCAGUUUUAGCAAGAGUCAUACAAACAGACCUCUGCCUGGCACAGCAUAAACAUUUCACUUUGGACGGGUCUGGGGGUAAAACCUCACCUCACAUUCCUUUGAGGCUUGAUUCAUCAAGUUCACAAUUGAAGCAAAUGCUGCAUUGAGACGUUCU